Messenger RNA from Girardinichthys multiradiatus, 3242 nucleotides. RefSeq names its product family with sequence similarity 234 member A (gene fam234a). NCBI's taxonomy places the organism in Eukaryota, Metazoa, Chordata, Actinopteri, Cyprinodontiformes, Goodeidae. The record is from RefSeq and is a predicted model, not a curated record. Gene Ontology annotation, molecular function: protein binding. The transcript is spliced from 13 exons. Bases 232 to 1881 code for a protein of 549 amino acids.
CCAGUUUCCGUUUAACAUUAGGGAAAUGACGCGAGAGCUUCGAUGGCGCUACGGAUCUAAAAUCAACCAAUCAAACCAGUGCGUGUGGAAAUAAUGGUUCCCUGAAUUCAGACUGUCAGGUUGCAGCCUGUCACACUCUGAUCAAGUUUGCUGGUCAAGGCUGCUGCCGACGAAGGAAAGCUAGGCGAAAAGUUGACAUCUGUGGGCCAGUAAUGCUGUGAGGGUGGAGCAAUGGAGACCACAGACAAAGUUACUGAGGGUUCCCCUCUGAAGUCAGCAGAAGAUGGGACAGAAACAGUCACAACACCAUCAGCAACAGAACUCAAGAAGAAGAGUUGUAAGGAAGUCUUGGGUUUUUCCAGAAUGACCCACUGGAGAACGGCAGUCUUCUUCCUUUCCCUGUUCCUCUGCCUCACUGUAGUGUUUGCCUUCUCCUUCGUCAUCCCCUGUCCGGAGAGACCCCAAUAUAAUGUAACCUGGAACAGAGAUUUCGCCGAAGCAGCAACAUAUGACUUCCUUGCUUUUGAGCAAGCAAACAGGGACAAGGUCAUGGAUGUCCUGUUUGUCAUAAAGAGUACAGAAAGUUCUCCAAACAAAUCGUGUGCAAACGCAGGUUUGCCUUCACCAUGUCUGUUCAUGUUGGCGCUGGACGGAACCAAAGGAAGGACGCUGUGGGAGAGGCCGCUGGAUGCUGAGUUCCACUGGGCCCAGUGUGGCCUGCAGACAGGGACGAGGAGAUCCUGGCACUGUCUGUUGUCCCACUCUGACAACCUGACAGCUAUUGACAAAUACACCGGUGAUGUGGUUUGGCAGCAGCCUCAGCCUACAGGUCUCCGCAGCUCUUUGCCUGUCCUCAGUGUCCCAGAUCUGGAUGGGGACAAGGUCAGUGAUGUGGUGCUGGUGGCGUCAGACGACACGCAGACUCAGCUGAUAUUGCUCUCUGGGAAGAAGGGGACUCAGAUCGGUUCCACUGUGAUUAUUGACUCCAUCGGCACUAAUAAUCAUCUCCUCCACUACACUAAAGGCGGCUCCUACUAUGUGCUGCUACAAAGAGACUCACGUGUGUGUGGACUGGCUCUCUGGAAGAUUGCUGCCAAAGCCAAACUAGAGCCGGUCCCGGGUCUGAACAAGGACAAAGACCUGGAGAACAAUGCCAGCAACACAACCGGCCUGGUUCCCAUCUACUUGUCUGAGGCAGGAAGUCUGCUCAGAAUUAAAGACUCAGAUGAUUCAUCUGACCUUCUGGCUGUUUCUAAAAGAGUGGUGGCCUUAGUUGAUGGAAGCACAUUGAAGCUAAGGUGGAGAUUCAACACCAUCGCAAUCAUUGGAAAACCCUCCUUCGGUCACUUUAAUAAAGAUAACAUCCUUGAUCUUGUGGUUGAGGAUGACGUAGGAAACUUCACUAAAAGGAUAACCAUCCUGGACGGGCAGACUGGUGGCUUGCUGUGGGAAUCCAACCUUUUGGCGAGCACCAACUCCCCCAGACCUGAUGCUAUACACACCAUCAACUCCUUCUCUGUCUUUAUGUUUUGGGGCUUGGUACCGUCAGAGUCCAACUCAUCCGAACCGUUGACCAGUGAGCAACACUCCUACAUGCUGCAUCCCAGCUAUCCCAACGUUCUCCUGGAAUGCACCAACGUCCCAGAUCACAUCGUAACAUUUAAAGCCACCCUCAUGGAGCUUGGACGCCACGCCGCCUAUUUCCUCCUGAAGGGUCCGGAGAAGGAAGGAAGUGAAGGCACUGUGGUCCUCACCAAGCGUAAGCUGAAGCAGGACGUCCCCUCAUGCAAUUUAAUCCGUAUCAGCGACGAAGGAGCUCUACACAGCAAAGAAGAUCUCCAAGAAGCUUUCAACCGACUCCGCUUCAGCAGCGACUGGUGACAAAUCCCCCCCUGCUGUGUGUGGGUUUAUUUUCCUGGCUGUAAACGCAAAGCAUUUACUUUAGUUACCAGUUUCUAGCUGCUGCCAGACAAAGAAAAUCCUUCUUGUUCAAACAACCUUACCUUUACCUGAGCUGAAAAGAGUCUUCCUGAAAGCAGACAUUACAUUGAGGCCCAGUUUGGUCUAAUCAAAGUUUAAAAGGCAUCUGUAAAGCUGCUGAAAAAUCACGCCUGCCUUUGCUGUAGUUGGUUAGUUAAGCCAGGCCUCCUCAUAGAGGCUGGAGGAUCAUUUGGAUCUAUGCAUCUUUGUGUCAUUUUGUUGUUUUAUAAAGUAACACCCAUAGUGGUGCAGAGGUUAGUUUAUCUGGAAACACAGACGCCUUAAGGGAAUCAUUACAGGGCUGUUAAACAUGACUUGAUUGGUUCUGAAUAAGCAGAAGAGCUGAGGGUUUGUUGGUGCUGCUGCACCAGCAACAGAACCUCCCACUGAAUGGUAAACACUAACAAACUGUUGAAGAGUCAGAAAGUCAGAUUUGAUGAGACAUAAAUGUUGAUUCUUAGCUGAAUCCAAGAUGCUGGAACUUGUGCUGAGGCUUUAGUCCUGGUUCUGGUGUUAAGGAGAUGUUUAGCUAAGAUCUCAGCUCAGAUGGGAUCCAGGACUAAGCCUGAUCAAAAUCUGUUGCAAUAUUCUCUAUUAAAUACACAUUAGACUGUAAUUCACUACAUCUGCUGUAAGGUUUCACCUCCCAGGGAUUCACAAGGAGUCUGUAAAUUAAAGAAGACAUGAUUGUACAUUUUCUUGCAUUAAUAUAUUGAACCUGUGGAGCUUUUAUUAUUUGAUGAAAUGUUUGGAUUUAAGAAUUAGUUUUUUGUCUUAAAGAAUUUAGUUUAAAAUGUGUAUCUGUUGUUUUCUUGUCACUUUAAUAGUAUUAAAUGAUCUGACACUAAUUGUUUAUUAUAUUGAAGAUGUACUUAAGCCCACAAUUAUUCAUACCCCUGGCUGAUUUAGAUUUCAAUUUAUUUUUCAUUCAACCAUACUGUUUGUUUCUGACAGGAAAUGAGAUGAGCUUCCAGAUAUCAGGAAAAUCUUUAUCAGCAUUAGAGAAAUGUUUCCUUUGGUGUCCUGUUGAUUUAUCUUUGUGGUUGGUAGGCCUCCUUAUCAUAACCCUAAUCUUCAGCUCCAAGAUUUAUGUCAGAACCCUGGUCGAGUCGCUCCAAAACAUUAGUAUUACUUCUAAUCCGAAGUAACAUGUUGGUCCAAUGAAAGACUACCGUACACCUCAGUCUGCCAGGGGUGUGAAUACUUUUACGCUAAAUCUUGUAAGAAUCACCUUUUAUAAACGUCAUUCUGAUUAUCGUGAA